Molecule: messenger RNA, 1885 nt
Organism: Chironomus riparius
Lineage: Eukaryota; Metazoa; Arthropoda; Insecta; Diptera; Chironomidae
Source: the annotation of a GenBank genome assembly
UCGACCUAAACAAUCAAAACUUAUUUUGACCAGAAAAAAAUAAAAACAAUCUCAUUCGAGUAAAAUCUCAAAUUUUGGUAUAAAUAAUCCGGAUAUUUCCAAAAAUAAUCAUUCAGUAUCUGAAACGCUAAGUGAAAACAACAACAAAACAAAAAUCUCAAAAUUCAAAGUUAUUAAAAAACUUUAAGCAAAUAUACAAAAAGUUCAAAUCUAAAAUAAAUUUCAAACUAAGAAAAUAAUUCAAACAACAAGAGUAAAAUCUUCAAAAAUGGAAAUCGAUUGGCAAAACGUAACUUUCGAGUUUGGAGCAGAAGAUUUCCUACAAACUACCAGCGAGAUAAUUGCUCCGACAAUGGUUCAAAAACCUCAGCAGAGCAACAACUUACCCAAAAGAUCCAGAAAAGAAAUGGAAGAAUUUAUCGUUCAAGUUCCCCAAAAAGUAGAGGAACUUGGAGAGUUCUUGAUGUUUCCUCAAGAUGACAGUCAAUAUUUUGAAGACAACGAGGAUGUAAUAUAUCCUACACAAAACGAACAUAUUGAAAUUAAAGAAACAACCGGAAAAGUAAUUUUCUACUGUGAGUCAUGCUCACUCGACUUUCCGUCAAUUGCAUACUUCAAGAGACAUCAGAAUACAAAAAAGCAUCAACGUGCACUAAGAAUGGAACAACAAGGAAAGAAAGUAAACCAGAAAAAGCAAUACGUAAGAAGGAAUUCAGUAAACACUAGAACCAUUCAAGUUAAACGAGAAGUUUGUCAGAUAAAGCAAGAAGAAAUGGGAAUUCCUGAUGUAUAUCAGACAACGAACAACCAGUUCGCGAAUGCAGCUUCAAUCACCGACCUAACAUCAGAAGAAAUAUCAAUCUUACACACGAUCGACGACCAAUUAAUGAAAAUCGAAUCAGAAAAUACAGCCAAGGACUUCUACGAAAACUUCAAUUUCGACCUGGACAUUGAAAAUGAACCUGCAGCAAAGAUUCAAAAGAUGUCAACAAUUGAAGAAAUAAUGGCAGAUCUGUGUGCAAGCAGUGUAGCCUUCCGUAAAGAACAAGCUCAACAAAAGCUUCGUCAUCCACUUUUUGAAGUUCAACAACAGCCAAUUGUUCAAGUACAGCAACAACAACAAGUGAAAGUCCAGAAAAUAACACAAAAGGUGCAAAUUAAGGAAGAACAGUCAAAGAUUCAAUGCCAAAUGUGUCCAAGAGCAUUCAACCUUCGCUGUCACUUAACGCAGCACAUGAACAUCGUUCACUCAGGAAACAGGAACUUCAAAUGCACAAAGUGUGGAAAGAAAUAUCCAUCACAAGAAUUACUUAAUCAGCAUAUGGAGAAGCACUUAGGUGACAAGCCAUUCAGAUGCUCAAAAUGUGUAAAGUCUUACAACAACAAAGUCGACUUAAAGAGACAUUUUAAGACUCACGAAGAAAUCAGGGACUACAUCUGCAAUAUGUGUGGAGGUGGAUUCGUUCGCUCUGAUCAUCUCGAAAAGCAUUUGUUGGUUCAUCAGAGACAAAUCGAAGAUGGCAGACUCGUAAAAAGAAGAGGACCAGCAGUUAAGAGCAAAGUCUUUUAAGGACUGAGGGGCAAGAAGGGGACAAAUGUUGUUUAAACUGUAAAUAAAAAUAAAUUAAAAAAAAAACUUAAAAUUGUUGUGCUUAGUAUUCAGCUUUUGUAUUCCAGAAAUUCGGUGACACUUCCUUCAUAUUCUCAUAUUCCGAUAGUAUUCCUAGAAUAACAGCACCCCUAAUUAACUCACCUCAAUUACUUUAUUAUCCACUUCCUUCAAUACAUCCCCCAUCUUCAUCCAUAAGCUGCUCAUUUGUCCAACAAAUAAAGGAAAAAUGAGUAAAAAUAAAAGAACACUUUACCGAUUUCAUGCUGAGUGAGA